Messenger RNA from Exophiala xenobiotica, 1218 nucleotides. Its product is annotated as fumarylacetoacetase. Gene Ontology annotation, molecular function: fumarylacetoacetase activity. The coding region runs from base 1 to 1218 and encodes 405 amino acids. Gene Ontology annotation, biological process: L-phenylalanine catabolic process; homogentisate catabolic process; L-tyrosine catabolic process. The record is from RefSeq and is a predicted model, not a curated record. The transcript has 5 exons. NCBI's taxonomy places the organism in Eukaryota, Fungi, Ascomycota, Eurotiomycetes, Chaetothyriales, Herpotrichiellaceae.
AUGGCUACAUCCACAUCCAGCAGCCCUUAUACCGUCGACAAUCUCCCAUAUGGGGUCAUUUCCACCAGCGACAAUCCGAAGAAGCGAUGUGCGAUUGCAUACGAGGAUUCAGCAAUCGACAUCGACCAGCUCUUCCACCAAGGCUUCUUCGCUUCAAUUACCGACUUCAAGGACAAUGUCUUCGCACAUGGCAACUGGAACGCCUUCGCAGCUCUGCCAAAGGAUGUCCGCAAAGCCUUCCGAAGUCGGGUCCGAUCUGGUGUACUCGACGGUAGCGUGAAGGAGGCUUCGAUCCCACUGUCCAUGGUCCAAUGCCACCUGCCCAUGCACAUCCACAACUUCUCAGACUUCUACUGCUCACUCGAGCACUCCAAGAACCCCAACUGGUACGCCAUGCCAUCAGUCUACAACGGCCGCACCUCAAGUCUCGUUGUCUCAGGAACACCCUUCCACCGCCCUUGUGGCAUGUAUCCCGAUGCACGGGGCUCUCCUCAAGUUUCCUUCAAGCCCGAAUCGCACAUGGACUACGAGCUCGAGAUGGGAGUCUGGCUGUCCAAGCCUGUCCCGCGCGGCCAACGACUCAAAAUCGUCAAUGCCCAAGACCACAUCUUCGGAUUGACGCUAUUGAACGACUGGUCGGCCAGACAAAUUCAGGGUUUCGAAAUGCCCCCUCUAGGACCGUUCCACUCGAAGGGUAGCUGCACUUCGGUGAGUUCUUGGAUCGUACCCAUUGAGGCUCUGGAAGUGGCCCAGUGCCCGAGAAAGACGAAGCAGGAACCUCCGCCGCCACCGCAUUUGACCUGGCAAGAUGACGCGGCAGCGACGUUCGACAUCGACCUGACUGUCAAGCUGAUAAGAGACGGUACAUCGUACAGGUUGUGCGAAAGCAAUCUCAAUGAACUUCAUUGGACGCCAUUCCAACAGAUAACUCACCUUUCAGCCGCAGGCGAAGGCCUGUCUCCAGGAGACGUGUUCGGCACAGGCACAAUUUCAAGUCCUCGCACAAACGCCGACGGGGAGAAAAUCGGUCUGGGAUGUCUUUUCGAGCGUAACCUCCCGAACGCCAGGCUCAAAUCCAUGCCGUCGGACCUGAUCGACUCCUUUCUGAAGGAUGGUGAUGAGGUCGUCAUGGAAGGAUGGUGUAAGGACAAGGCCGGAAAGGUGAUACUCGGCUUUGGAGCAUGUAGGGGCAAAGUCUUGCCUGCCAUCAAGGAUUGA